This is a messenger RNA of Cuculus canorus (common cuckoo), 1389 nucleotides long. Its product is annotated as C-C motif chemokine 3. The record is from RefSeq and is a predicted model, not a curated record. Gene Ontology annotation, biological process: G protein-coupled receptor signaling pathway; positive regulation of GTPase activity; positive regulation of ERK1 and ERK2 cascade. Gene Ontology annotation, cellular component: extracellular region. Gene Ontology annotation, molecular function: chemokine activity; CCR chemokine receptor binding. The coding region runs from base 10 to 330 and encodes 106 amino acids. The transcript is spliced from 3 exons. Lineage: Eukaryota; Metazoa; Chordata; Aves; Cuculiformes; Cuculidae.
CCAGCCCCGAUGCUCCCCCAUAAAAGCAGCCCAGCAGCCGUGACUCUGGCAGGAGGCAGCUCUGCCCUGGUGCCAGCGGGCAGCCCUCCUGCAGCCCAGCAUGGUGAAGGAGCCCUCGCCAUGCCGGACAAGUGCUGCUUCAACUUCCAAGUGAGAAGGAUCAAGAGAGACAGCGUUGUCGCCUGCUACCCCACCAGUCCGGAGUGCCCACACCAGGCUGUGAUCUUCAGGGUGAGGAGUGGGAAGGAGAUCUGCACCGAGGCGAGCAGGGCAUGGGUGAAGACGUACCAGCAGAGCUUCCAAGUCAGAUCCUUCUCCGCCCCCACCUAGCGAGGUGGCAGAAGGCAGCACAGGGAGUUCCCUCCAUGGGAGGCAGGACACUGCAAAGGCAACUCCCUUGCAGAGGUGGCUGUAGGGGCACCACGUUUGGAUAUAGCAGCUCAUCAGAGAUGUCCUCCCCAUCAUGCUGUGAUGACCCUCACCACCUCCUUGAAGGGAAAGGGCAUUCCACCAGGAUGGGGUGUGCUGGCAUCCAGACCUGCUGCCCCACGUUCUCAGUCCUGCUUCGCACAGAGGCAGCUGCCUGUACCCCUUGCAGGCAGCAGAAGUGCAUCAGUGAGACUGCCCGGCAGUAGCAGACGGGCUAAGGGGGAGCAAGUCCACGGUUACCUUUUGUAAUGGGAAUUAAAUGUAUUAAACAUGAACUCAUGCGUACAAACACCGGGCUAUGCAAGUGUCUUGGGAGCAGGCAGAUCUUGCUGCUGGCUUUCCUACCCAGAUGUUGAAACACAUCUGUAAAUGUUGGGAUCAGUAUGGAGCCGGAGGAGCUAAAGUGCCAACUAUGUCUCUGCAAGGGUGUCUGGGGGGUGCAUGGGAAGCCACCAGUGAGGGGGCAAGAGGCAAGCAGAGCCUGUGAGAAAGGAACAUCCCAUGCUCCUCAUCAGCCAUCCUAAUGAGUGGAGAUCCCUGGCCCAAACGCUAUCAGAACUUGCCCUUGGGAGUGCCUGGUCAGGCCCCACUGACAGCCCACGCUCCCAGGAUGCCACGAGGAGAUGUGGUGGGCACAGUCGCUGUAAUGGGCAGCCAGCAAUGGGUCUCAGGGUGGGCUGGGGUAAGCCUGGCCACCACCAAGCCACUCACCCCGGUGCAAAAUGAGUGGCUUUUGAAAAUAAACUCGCCUGGGGCUUUCGCAAGAGUGAGCAUCAUCCUGUGUGGUUUGGUGGUGGCAACAACCAAACCCAAAAUAAACUGCCAGCACUGCUGCAUCACCAGCGGCACAGAGCUGCUGGCUGCUCACCACACUUUCCAGAAGCCUUUGGGUACCUCAGCGGCCAGAGGGGCCAGGAGAAGGAAUUUCCAUUCGCUGGUUGCCCUUUAUCAAUAUCUCUG